Messenger RNA from Synchiropus splendidus (mandarinfish), 4599 nucleotides. RefSeq names its product PWWP domain containing 2A (gene pwwp2a). The record is from RefSeq and is a predicted model, not a curated record. Bases 41 to 2959 code for a protein of 972 amino acids. Gene Ontology annotation, cellular component: nucleus. Gene Ontology annotation, molecular function: histone binding; chromatin binding. The transcript is spliced from 2 exons. NCBI's taxonomy places the organism in Eukaryota, Metazoa, Chordata, Actinopteri, Syngnathiformes, Callionymidae.
GGGGCGGGGAGAGGACCGCUCGGCAACACAGCGGAAGAAAAUGGCGGCCGUGGCUGCAGAGCCAGGAGCUGCGGCGGUUCCGACAACAGCAACCGCGGUGACAGACGACGAAAGCCCGCCGGAACCGGGCCCAGCCGGCUCGGGACACACGCUGGCCCAUGAUGACGCAGAGGGGAAGCGAGAGCACGACCCGGUUGUGGAGGUGAUUGUCCCCGGGUUGGUGGAUGGUGUGGACGGGGAGGAGCGCCGCCAUGUCAGGCCGGAGCUCGUGCCCGCGGCGGGAAAAGCGGUGCCAGAUAGCGACGUGAGUGGUGAAGUGAUGGACAACUUCUCGGCGGAGCGGUUGGGCAUGGAGCGGUUCUCCCCUGGUGUUCCCAUGGACCCGGAGGGCGGCGGAAACGUAUCGGGCCAGGCGGUUUACCACAGCAUCCUGGCGGACCAGCAGCCUUCCGCCGUCUUCUUGCACUCUCUCCCGGCGCCGCCGCCGCCGGUCACCGAGGCGGGACUCUCGCUUGCGGAACCGGCGGUACCGACGACGAACGUCACGACCGUUUGCCGAGACCAGGGAUAUACGGCGCUCGUCCUGCCGGACCUCAGGCCUGGUCCUGCAGAAGACGCCAUGUUGAAUAUCGCCGAGGAUCGGGUGUUGGUCCCGGAUUCGGAUGCUGAGACCGGGUCCUACGGUAACAGCUCCGGCGGUUCCGAAGAGCUCCCCUGCCGCUCUCCCACGACCCGAUUAAUAACGGACACGGUGAAGCAGGAGUCCGGAGGUCCGGAGCCAGAUGAUGCGGAACCCGGAGGCACAGCAUCCGUGCAGGACCUGAGUCUGGGUUCCGAGGUUCGGGUGUCGCUGGAUCACAUCAUCGAUGACGCGCUGGUGGUGUCUUUCCGCCUGGGAGAGAAGGUGUUCUCAGGUGUUCUGAUGGACGUUUCCAAAAGGUUUGGGCCAUAUGGCAUUCCCAUCACGGUUUACCCGAGCCGGGAUGAUCAGAGUCGACCUCAGGUGUCUCUUCAGGCAGAAACCAAGGACGAGCCUCCUCCCAAGGAGGAGGAGGUCACUGCCAGCUCACCCCCUCCUCCCCCUCCCCAGCCCUGGACCUCCAAGCCACCACCGCUCUUCCAGGAUGGGGCGCCUUACCCCCCUCCCCUGUUUAUCAGGGACACGUACAACCAGGCUUUACCUCAACCUCCCCCACGCAAAAUCAAGCGGCCCAAGAGACGCUAUCGCUACGAGGAGCCCACUUCCAUCAUGAACGCAAUCAAGCUGCGGCCCCGGCAGGUGCUGUGUGACAAGUGUAAAGCUGUGGUGGCCUCAGCAGGACCUCGGGAGGUCCGGCGGGGUCCAGUGGACUUGAGGGGAGAAGAGGCCUCCCGGAGGCGGAGGCCCACAGAAGCUCCCGUGUCUGCAGAGGUCAAGCGGCUUCGGAGCGACGACAAAGGUGGACGCAGUGCUGUGGACAGACGCACGCCUUCAGGGAUACGAGUGUCGCCUUCACCGUCCUCCUCCGGCCGUGUGCUCAGGGGUGUGGCUCCAUCGUCGUCGUCAUCUUCAUCUUCUUCAUCAUCAUCAUCUUCAGCGAACCGCGUGCACCUGAAGCUGAACAAUAAGAACUCAAAAGUUGUGGCAAAAACUUCUGGUGUAGAUCGAUCCAAAGCCCGGCAGGUCCUAAAGAAGCUGGUCAGGAACUCGCAAUCUCCACCCAAAUGCCGGGCCAAAGACCAGAAUCUGAAUCAGCAAGGCACCAAGACCAUGACAAGAUCUGCCACCUUACAGAGCCACAACCAGAAGGUCCACUUCACUCGCCGACUGCAGCACCUUGGCUCCAACACCGGCGGCACCAGUGCGGCGCUUCCACCCCGAAUGCGCCUCAAACCCCAAAGGUAUCGUACCGAUGACAGUCAGGCCCCUCCCUCCUCCUCUCCCCCCAAACAGAAUAAUCGCUCGCCGCCCCCCAAACCAGCCUCAGAACCCGCUCCUUCGUUGAACCCAGAGCCACUCCCGCCUCCUGCUCCGUCGCCUCCUGCUUCAUCGCCUUCUGCUCCGUCGCCUUCUGCUCCGUCGUCUCCUGCUCCGUCGCCUCCUGUUCAGUCGGCUCCUGUUCAGUCGGCUCCUGUUCCGUCGCCUUCUGCUCCGUCGCCUUCUGCUCCGUCACCACCCCCUGCUGCUGCCAUCGAGCCAGAGCAGGAAGUCGAGCAAGUUGAGCAAGACGGGCUGGAGCAGGAAGUGGGAGGUGAAGGGGGAUCAGGGGAUGUAGUUGAGCCUCCACCUUCUUGUUCCUCCUCCUUGGACUCUUCACACUCAGAGUGUAGCUCCACAGAGACCUUUGACCUCCCUCCUCCUGGAAACCCGGCUUCCUCGACCUCCUCGUCUCUCUCCGCUCCUACGUCCGCAGCAGUAGCGCCUCCGUGUUCGUCUUCUUCUUCUUCUCCACCCCCCUCGUCCUCAUCCUCUUCCUCCUCCUCCUCACUUAUUAGAGCAGACAAUGAGGCGGUUCACGCUGUUGCAGAGGAAGAGGACGAGGAAGGAGGCGACGUGAAGAGGCGUCGCAAGUCUUCCACCUCCUCCUCAUCCUCCUCGUCUUCAUCAUCGUCCUCCGUCUUCUCCAAGUCUGUCACCAAAUGUUUGCUUCCCGAUGGUCGGACCGUGUGCAUCGGCGACAUAGUUUGGGCAAAAAUCUACGGCUUUCCCUGGUGGCCGGCGCGUGUUCUCGGAAUUACGGUGGCGCGACGCGGCGACACGGGCCUGGCAGUGCGGCAGGAGGCACGGGUCUCAUGGUUUGGCUCCCCCACCACGUCCUUCCUCCCACUUACUCAGUUGUCCCCCUUCCUGGAGUGUUUCCAGUCGCGCUUUGACCGGAAGAGGAAAGGGCCGUACCGCCGUGCCAUCGCGGAGGCGGCCAGUGCUGCAAAACAGCUGACGCCCGAAGUCCGCGCACUGCUCACUCAGUUUGAGACGUAGCAUUAGCUCCCGCUGGCAACAAAUGCCCACUGACCCGCCCACUUCAGGUAGUGGGCGGAGCCUUCCUCCCCUCUGGACUGAAGACUGUCAGUAACCGUGGAGAACAGGCGCACAUUGCUCAUGUUUUUGUUUCCUGUUCUGUUUGAAGAGGGGUGGAGCUUCUGUGUUAUGUGUCCGUCUUGCCUGAUGCAGUGGGUGGGCUCUGUUUCUACUGUCUCCACAUGUCAGCCGCAGGUUUCGCCGCUGCACUUCUGAAGUUCAAAACAGGAAUUGAAAAAACGAAGUUUAAAGGUUGUAAUCUGCGUGCGUGAAACCUGCAGGCCGACAUGUCACUUCCUGUCCUGUUGUUUUCCACUGAAGAACAUUAAGAGACUGAUUAUACAUUUUCUUUUUUUUUUUUUUUUAACAGACGUUUUGAGCGUGUAGAAACUGUGAAACGCACUGUGUUGUCCAAACUGAUGUCGGGGCUCCCAAACAGGGUCGAAGGCUGAGUCGGCUCGAUCCACGCCGUAGUCUCGAGGUGUGGGGUGUUCGAGGUCAACCACGUGGCGGCUGAGGUCACAUGAGCUCCGAAGAGUGGCAGGGGUCUUUUUCAUCACAGUUUAAGGAUCAUUUCAAAAUUCUUUAGUGAAGCAGCUGACAACGGACACAUUCAGUUGUUGGUGUACUUCACUACGUUACGGAUGUUUUCAAAUUCAUGCAAGUUAUCUGAGCAGUUUAGAGCCCAGUUCUCAGUGGGUGUAGUGGGGCGUUCCAUUUGUAGCUGUGAUGUACCGGCAUAGUGAGAUCCAAACUGUGGCUUGUGUUCUAAAAGGCUCCACAUUCAGAUGGUCAAAGUCAAGUUGACUAGUUUGCUCCACUUUUGUCUCCACAAGGUACAGUGUGGCCCCAACAUGAGCGACUUGCUUAGUGCCAAAGUGAAGUGGGGAGCUGUCUGGCUUUCAAGCUUUUUUGUUGCAGAAUUACACUUGUUGGUAACAUUGUGAAUGAGUGCUAGCUCACUAGCAAAUGGUAUGACCCUGCCAGUUCUACCUCUUAGCAGCAGUGACGCAACUGCACCGCAAUGUAUGGUCCAAAUAGUGGUGGCAAAAUGUUACACGGAACCAAAUUCCAUCUUAAAUAUGCAACGUUCCUACCAGAGGGUGAAGGGUUUUAGAAAGUAUUUAUUCCCACUGGAGUCUCACACUCAAGUUCUGCAGUCGCGUUAGCUUUUCCCGGCCGGUCACCGGAUCUUAAAUCUCGUGCCCAUUGCCUUGAAUCCCUUUUGAAGUUCAACUGAGCAGACACCUAGUUUUUGAUCGUAUUUGGAGUCAGAGAGCAAAACACUUUCCGGAAGAAGAUGCCGCGUUUAUUUAACAUGCGCUUGGCUAUUGAGUGGACUCUUGAGGUCAUGUGACAUCAGACUGUAGAGUGGAGGCUCGCCUCGGCACCCGUGUGUGACCCCCAGUUUUGGUGAGGGGCGGGGGGCGCUGCUGCUCAACUGCUAUGAUGAUGAUGAUGAUGAUGAUGAAGGUGUGAGUUUUCCCUCUCUGCUGUCGAUCUUUGUCUGACUCUUUUUACCGUCUGUUUGCAGAUCAGAGAUUCUGAACGAAAAAAAUGUUUGAACAAAAAAAAAAACACAAAUAAAAGAGUCGACUUGU